CAUCAUCACCGUUUUCUUUCUCGUCAUUAACUCCCCUCCCUAAAUAAACCGCCCCCUCACUCCCAAACAUCCCUCGCACCAUCCCCCCCGCAUCCCCGCAUCUCCAACAAAGAAAGCAUCGCUCGCCCAUACCCUACACCGGCGAACCGCACACAAUACCCGCUAAACCAUCGCAUCGCAAAUAAAUGACCUCGCACAUUUGCAGAUUUAAUACGAGGAAUAAGUAGGCUGGAGUCAACGGCCUUCUAAGUCUACUCCCCCAUACACCGAUACUACACCCCUCUCGCCCUCCCCCUGUCAUCUAGCCUUCUAACGGACUGUGCGAAGGAGAGACAGAUACAGACGUAGGCACCUACGUCUCAAGAGGCUAUCGAUGAAAUAAUCCUCUCUAGUCCACGAGGCUUGCACAUGAGCUUGAAAAUUUCGUGAUGUGGUAGAUAGAGAGUGGGUUGGUGCGUACUGUGUGGGGUGGCAUUUAUAAUAUCGUGUGGAGGGAGGAAAGUAUGAAUGGAUCGCAAUAACAGUAGAAUCGGAGGGAGGGCGGGUAAGGAAUGCGUGAGCCGCGAAAGACACAACCCACCACCCACAACCCACAACCCACAACUCACACCCACCCUCUCAAAGCAGAUUCACAUAUCCACAUAUAACCAGCAAGCAACAGCAUCGCACAAAGACAAUUUCCAAGCCAGACCACAAGACAAUGACAAAGAAUCAGAAAGCGGUGUGUGGGGUUCUUUGGGGGUUAGGGUGGUGGUAGUGAGUAUUAGUGGUGAUGAUACUUUUUUUUUUGCACGGGCUGUUUGGGAGCAGUGGGUUGUGCUGUCAUCGGUAUCCCAUUGCUGUUGCGGCUUCAUUCUUGUCGUCGUUCAGUUUCCCACCGGCACCCCCUUCUUACAACCCUCUUCUCACCACCACCCCCUUUCUCACGACCCCUUUCCCACCACCACCCACCAUCCUAGGUGGACCUUGAACAACGCACCAAGAACAAUACUCCCAGAUCGUCGUCAAAAGAAUGAAGUACGACCGAAGAACGCAUGGUACCACCCUCUUCCUUCGUUAUUGGUGUAGUAAGGAAGUAGCAGUAGUAGGAGUGGGUAGUGGGUAAUAAUUAAACGUGGU
Pseudogymnoascus verrucosus is the source of this 1119-nucleotide messenger RNA. RefSeq lists its product as uncharacterized. Bases 508 to 1068 code for a protein of 186 amino acids. The record is from RefSeq and is a predicted model, not a curated record. NCBI's taxonomy places the organism in Eukaryota, Fungi, Ascomycota, Leotiomycetes, Thelebolales, Thelebolaceae. The transcript has a single exon.